UCGGCGGCUCCGGUGGCUGCGCAGCGUCGGCGGGGAGCCCGGGUUGCGGAGAGGCGGGCCAGGCCGAGGCGAGCUAGCGGAGCGCGGCGCCUGGCAGGCGGCGGAGACGCGGGGCUUCGUGGGUCAGCCCCACAUCGGAUCGGCGUCCGCAGCGCUCGCCCCUCGUUUCGCGUCAGGCCGAGCCCGCCACGGGCAGGCGUGCGCUGUCGCUGAGGCCCAGGCGCCCCUGCGCGUUCUUGAAAUCAUGAAUCCUGUUUAUAGCCCUGGAUCUUCUGGGGUUCCCUAUGCAAAUGCCAAAGGAAUUGGUUAUCCAGCUGGUUUCCCCAUGGGCUAUGCAGCCGCAGCUCCUGCCUAUUCUCCUAACAUGUACCCUGGAGCGAAUCCUACCUUCCAAACAGGUUACACUCCCGGCACACCUUACAAAGUGUCCUGUUCCCCCACCAGUGGGGCCGUGCCACCGUACUCCUCCUCCCCCAACCCUUACCAGACUGCCGUGUACCCUGUGCGAAGUGCCUACCCCCAGCAGAGCCCAUAUGCACAGCAAGGCACGUACUACACACAGCCGCUGUAUGCAGCCCCCCCCCACGUCAUCCACCACACGACUGUGGUGCAGCCCAAUGGCAUGCCGGCGACAGUGUACCCUGCUCCCAUUCCUCCUCCCAGAGGCAACGGGGUCACCAUGGGCAUGGUGGCUGGGACCACUAUGGCCAUGUCUGCAGGUACCCUGCUGACUGCUCACUCCCCAACUCCUGUUGCCCCCCACCCUGUCACUGUGCCCACCUACCGGGCCCCAGGAACACCCACCUACAGCUAUGUGCCCCCUCAGUGGUGAUCACCCUGCAAAUGUUUGAGGAUGGAGCUGUGCAGUCACAUCAUUGAGGUUUCACAGCUGGUGCUGCAGGCCUUGUGCCUCCAACCAGGACUUUCUUCUUAAUGCUCUCGACACUUGGCUAAACACAACUACAUCCCGGCCCAGCAGGUCCCAGCGCCGUUAGUCUCCAACUAAUUCUGUGGGUUGGUCUUAAAGCAAAUCCUGUUUUGUGGACUGCCUGGCAAUUUUUUAGCUAACUGUAAAGAUAAAAAGGGAGUAUUAAUCUGAAUCAUAUCUAGUUGAAUGCAUGUUUUAAAAAAACACAAAAACAAAGCUUGCUCAAUCUACCUGCAGUGACUGAUGCAAAACCAUCAUAUGCAAAAUCCAAAGGAAUGGAAAUGUAUUUUACAACUUGUAUCACUAAUGCACUGUUGUAAUGUAUGCAGAGUCUUCAAGUUA
Molecule: messenger RNA, 1270 nt
Organism: Microcebus murinus (gray mouse lemur)
Lineage: Eukaryota; Metazoa; Chordata; Mammalia; Primates; Cheirogaleidae
Gene: FAM168B
Product: family with sequence similarity 168 member B
Source: RefSeq, a predicted model, not a curated record